GGUGGCGAGGAGUCACUAGGGGAAGAAGGGAACAUGCUGGAGAAGACACUGACAACAUAAGGGGCCCCUUCACGACGUGGAGUGGGAUCGGAGGAGAGGAGCGAACCUUCUGGGGCCAAAAGCACAUCAGAGCUGAGGAAAUCAAGGAUACAAGGUUGAGAAGAGAAGUAGGUGGCCGCUGGAAGUAUGGGGUGCAUUCACAGCAGCCCGGGCACUGGCCAGAUGAAGACACAUGGGCCUGGUGGUGACACAGGAGGAAUCCCUGUGACGGCAGAGCCUGGAGUACAUCCUGAAAUCCUCCAACUGGCUGAGCUCGCCAAAGCUGGGUGCCAUGACUUCACAGAGAAGAGCUUCAAGAGGAGACGUGUCUGUGAUGUGUGCAAGCAGAACAUCGACAACCCGGGGUCUUUCUGCAAGGAUUGCAAGGCUGCAGUUCACAAGACUUGUGAAGCAAAGGUGUCUCCCACCUGCACCGCAACAUCAGAUCUGAGAGGUUCCACUAAAUCUACAUCCCAGAAGAAAAGAGGCUCCUUACCGAGGAGUAAAAGUGUGGAGCAAGUGAUGGAGCAUGUGAUGGAGCGCCACUACGACUUUGACCUCACCUACAUCACAGAGAGGAUCAUCUCCGUCUUCUUCCUGCCAGACCUGGAGGAACAGCGCUACCGCAGGAACCUCCAGGAAGUGGCCUCUAUGCUGAAAUCCAAGCACCAAGACAAGUUUCUGCUACUGAAUUUUUCAGAAAAGAGACAUGACAUCACCAAACUAAACCAAAAGGUGCAGGACUACGGCUGGCCUGAUCUUCACGCCCCACCCUUGGACAGGAUCUGUGCCGUCUGUAAGGCAAUGGAGACUUGGCUGACCUCUGACCCCAGUAAUGUAGUGGUCCUCCACUGCAAGGGAAACAAAGGGAAGACGGGGGUGAUUGUGUCGGCCUACAUGCACUACAGCAAGAUAUCCGCUGGAGCGGACCAGGCUCUCACCACACUGGCCAUGAGGAAGUUCUGCGAAGACAAAGUGUCCUCCUCGCUACAGCCCUCUCAGAACAGGUACAUCUACUACUUUAGCGGCCUGCUGUCAGGCACCAUCAAAAUGAACAGCAGUGCUCUGUUCCUCCACCAGAUCAUCAUUCCCUCGUUACCAAACUUCCAGACCAGAGGAGGGUUCUUUCCAUUCCUGAAGAUCUAUCAGUCUCUACAGCUGGUCUACACCUCAGGCGUCUAUGAUCCUCAGAGCUCCAGGGCGAGGAAGCUGUGUGUGACUAUGGAGCCUGCACUGUUAUUAAAGGGAGACAUUAUGGUGAAGUGCUAUCACCGGCGGAGUCAAGCAGCAGAGAGGGAGGUGCUCUUCAGAGUCCAGUUUCACACCUGCACCGUGCACGGAGCCCAGCUGUGGUUUGGCAAGACUGAACUGGACGUGGCCUGCACAGAUGACAGGUUCCCUCCCGAUGCCACAGUCGACUUCAUCUUCUCUAAUGGGCCAGAAAAAAUGAAAGGUCGAGAAUGCCGUCAGAAUGAUGCCUCUAUCAAAGUGGACUAUAAGACCUCAGACCCUGUGGUCAGAUGGGAUUCUUAUGAGAACUUCAACCUGCAUCACCAGGACAGCAUGGAGAAUAUCUGUCAUACAAAGGGUCCUCUGGACGGCAGUCUGUACGCACAGGUGAGGAAGAGACGUGGGCCCGGCCCUGCUUCACCAGCGUCUACCAACGGAUGCCUCAGCAGUAGCCCAACAGUGAAGCCCCAAACUCCCAGCCAGCCCCCGCCUCCCAGCUACACCAGUAACUCCAGUCGCUCUUCACCACCCACUGAUCAUCUGCAAGAUGCCUCUCCAUCCACAAACAGCCCUGAAAGAGAAAACACUGAAUGUGCAUCGAGGAGUGGACAUGGGGAAGACAGAGCAAGAGAGAAGACGCGAGGGAAAGAAAAGGACAGGGAGACGGCUAUUUUAGAUGACGGAGAGCCUGUAAGUUCAGGAGGUUUGAGGCGAGAGCACUCUUGUUAUGGUCGUGGAAAACCAAAGUGUGGCGAUUUGGGGUGGGAGAGGGAGAGAGGGCCCUGCCUUUCUAAUGGUCAUUGCCUCGGACAUUGCAACAGCAUUAAGACUCAUCCAAAGAGUCAAACGCUGCCUGCUUUACCAACCAAAUCUGUGUCCCCUCCCACAAAUUUAGCUCAUAUGGAACUCUGCCAUCGCCACAGUGCCCAUCUGUUACCAGACUUACCAUGGGAACAUCCACCACCACCUCCGCCCCCACCCCUGCCCUGUCUCCACAGGCCCUACUACCCUUAUUCUCCCCCUGACCACACACACCCACACAGCAACUCCCUCCCUCCCAGCAACAGACUCUGCCAUGCGGAGGAGUGUCACUUCUUCCAUUAUUCCAACCACAGCCCGUCUACUCAUCUGUCCCAUCAGUCACUGCCCUCCAGCCCUUACAGGGAAAUGUUCUUCAGCUCUCAAACACCGUCCUCUGGUUGCCUCUGUCGAGAGUGCUCCAGCAGGCGAGAGCACCAGUCCGACUCAGUCAGAACAUUCCACCCGUUUCACCUAAACCAAAUACAGAGCCCGCACUGGUCCCAAGGAGCAGGGGUACAACAAACAAGAGAGGUGCCUACGCUGUGGGAAAACGAAAAUCCAUGGGAGGUGGUGAGAGAUUCAGAGUUUUGGCAGAGCAAAUCACCCACCCCUGUGUUCCGGGUCUGCCACUCCACUUUGGAUCAGGGUCCAAACCAGGAGCAGCCGAGAUUUGGCCACGCACCACACCAGACCUACCACGGUCCCCAGUCUCUGGUGGACGUGCGGGAUGGAGCCAGCAGUGGGUACCACACCCCUCCUCCACCCCGCCACUCCUGCCCCUGCUCUCAUCAGUCAUCCCCAGCUGAGAGCCACGAGAGCCGGGGUUACGUCUCGGGAUACCACUCUGGAUCGGCCUCGCCUCUACCUGCUAAAAGCCCGUCUCCUGGGAGAGGCAGGCUGCCUGAGAUGCAGUCCAAGUCCAGAGAACAGCAGCGUGCUGAAGUGGAAAAGGCAAAAACAGAUGCAGAGGAUGACGUCUCCCAGGAUUCAGAGGGUAAAUCAGACUCUACUGGCCCAUCAAGCACCCCUGGACAGGACUCUGAUCAUGACUACACAAUAAUUGGUAGCAGCAGCCCCACACACACUGAAGACAGUGUAACAGCUGACAGCCCUCCUCAAAGCCAAGAAACCCCCGCAGAGCAAGAACCCAACACAAAUAUUAACAAAACAAGCACAACACCAACAGAAACACAAACUUCUAGCAUAUCUAUACUCUCAUCAGAGUCGUCAAUUGAGCCGAUAGCAAGUUCUGAUGGUGCAGCCAAGAUCACAGGAAGCACCCAGGGAUCUACCAAGUCAAAUACUUCAAGUUACACUGCUGUCAUCAUCACUCCAGUCCAAAUGCAACUCAAUGGUGCUGCUCUUCCCAGCGAUACUCCAUCCGAUAGUGUAGCUGUGAACCCGUCUGCCAGUCUCAGUUCUAGCCCCUCCACCACUUCCCCAAAUUCUCUUAUUGGCUCACCAGAGCUGCAGUCUUCUCCCCAGCACUCCCCAAUUGCGACAGACAUGGGCCAUAGACUUACUCCAGACAGAGACAGCUCAGCUGACAACAAACCUCCAUCACCUGUGCCUGACGGUUAUAACACACCCACAUUUCCCUUAGCGUCCUAUUACUAUCCAAUACUGAAUGUCCCCCAUGUCCCGUACACGGGGUACACUGCAGUCACUAUCCCCGCCAUCCAGCCACCACUCCCGGAGAAGAAACGCCUCUCCUCCUCUGCAGGGUCCCUGAACACACACAACUCUCUUCUGAGACUCUCCUCAGCUCCUUCCCCAACACACCAUGUGAGUUUCUCCUCCGCUGAGGGACAGCAGAGACGAGGGUCUGCACAGUGUAGUUACAAGGACGAGGCAGACAUCAGGGUUAAUGCUAAGUUUGUCCAGGAUAGUUCCAAGUACUGGUACAAACCAGGCAUCUCCAGAGACCAAGCUAUAGCUGUGUUGAAGGACAAGGAACCAGGAACCUUUCUUAUCAGAGACAGUAACUCCUUCCAGGGGGCUUAUGGUCUGGCCCUCAAAGUGGCCACCCCCCCGCCUAAUGCCAACAUCAAUGGCAGCAAAGGGGAUCCUCUGGAACAGCUGGUGAGACAUUUCCUCAUCGAGACUGGGCCACGAGGAGUGAAGAUCAAGGGCUGUCAGAACGAGUCUUACUUCGGAAGUUUAUCUGCCAUGGUGUACCAGCAUUCAAUUACACCCAUCUCUCUACCCUGUGCCCUCCGCAUCCCAGAAAGAGAUCUGGUCGGGGAACUUCAAGAGACGCAGAGUGCCACAAACACCAGGACAGCAGCCGACCUCCUCAAACAAGGAGCAGGCUGCAACGUGCUUUACCUGAACUCAGUGGAAACCGAAUCACUGACUGGGCCGGAGGCAGUUUCCAAGGCAACCAAGUGCACUUUGGCUCUGAGCCUGCGUCCAGUGGCGACGGUGGUCCACUUUAAAGUGUCCUCUCAGGGGAUCACUCUGACAGACAGCAAAAGAAGACUGUUCUUCAGGAGACACUACCCAAUCAACACUGUCACUUUCAGCAGCCUUGACCCCCAAGACAAGAGGUGGACUAAUUCUGAUAGCACAUCAAGCAAGAUGUUCGGCUUUGUGGCCAGGCGGACGGGCAGUUCCACAGAAAACGUCUGUCACCUGUUUGCAGAGAUGGACCCCGAGCAGCCAGCUGUCGCCAUCGUCAACUUUAUCAACAAAGUCAUGCUGGGACCUCAGCUGCGGAGAUGAGAGAGUAGAGGAAUCUGACAAGCUGGACUAGUGGGGAUGUGGGAGACAUACUAAAGAGAUUAUAUGCCAGUCUACAGAGGAAUCGUUUGAUAAGCCAAAGCCAACAUUUUUGUAAUAUUUGCCAAAUGAGAUUCAAACACCUGACCUUUUUUUUCAUGUUACAAACUGUUUAUAUGAUGUACAACAAACUGCACAACAAUCCAUUUGCCACAAUGUCCUUAGUGUUUAAGUUUCUCUAAAUAAACAUUCAAAGCUUGAGAGAUGAUUAGAAUGUGAGGGUCAUGUUUUAAAUGAAAAGUGGGGCAAUAGCAAUUCUGCUCCUCAUGCAGGGUGAGACAGGUUAAGAAAGUGAUUAAAUGAAAGAUUUUGUGUAAAAAAACUGAAAAUAAUAACGGUACACUUUUAUACCAUCAGACCGUUUAUUAAGCUGAACCUACCUACAAUUUAAACCAGACAGGUAGAUGAUAUAACUAAAUGCAGUGUGGUUACCAACCACAUGAGAAAGUAAAAGGGAGGUUAGCCUGAACACAGAAUUAGUUAAUUAAAAAAAGUCAUGGACAGGACUUUAAUAUUUAUAUUGAAUAUUUUCUACAAAACCCCUUUACUUUGUAACACUAAAAAUGCCAUGGAAGCAGGGGAUGUUUUUUAUCAAUGUCUUUUUGUUGAUGAGUUAUUGCAUUUUCUAUAAACUGACACACUAUAUAAAUGACUUCAGCACAAUGUUUUCAUAAUGGAUUUUUAUGUAAUAGAAGUAAUAUAUUUAUGGCCUCAG
Messenger RNA from Platichthys flesus (European flounder), 5566 nucleotides. Its product is annotated as tensin-2-like. Gene Ontology annotation, biological process: peptidyl-tyrosine dephosphorylation. Gene Ontology annotation, molecular function: protein binding; protein tyrosine phosphatase activity. NCBI's taxonomy places the organism in Eukaryota, Metazoa, Chordata, Actinopteri, Pleuronectiformes, Pleuronectidae. The record is from RefSeq and is a predicted model, not a curated record. The transcript has 27 exons. The coding region runs from base 187 to 4794 and encodes 1535 amino acids.